Molecule: messenger RNA, 331 nt
Organism: Meloidogyne enterolobii
Lineage: Eukaryota; Metazoa; Nematoda; Chromadorea; Rhabditida; Meloidogynidae
Source: the annotation of a GenBank genome assembly
UUUCAAUUCAGCGGGUAGACGGUGCAACAUAUUGAUCAAAAUUAUUUUUUUAAAAGUUUUAGAAUGAAUGAAGAUGUGCCGACGGCGUAACAUAUAUAUAGGCCUGAAGGUGCGUUGCCAAGUUGUAAAAUUAUUGUUUGUGUUGAAAGUGGGCGGAGCCAAAAUUCUGUUGAAAAUGGGUGGAGCCAAAGUUUUUGAGUGGGUGGGUGUGUCCUUCAUGUAUAAUAGUCGAGGCUCGGGACAAAAUGUCAAAAUGGUCGAGACUCGAGACUCGAGGUCGCCAACUCGAGACUCGAGACAAAAGGUCGGGGCUCGAGACUCGAGACCAUGA